Molecule: messenger RNA, 7592 nt
Organism: Zonotrichia leucophrys gambelii
Lineage: Eukaryota; Metazoa; Chordata; Aves; Passeriformes; Passerellidae
Gene: KLHL1
Product: kelch like family member 1
Exons: 11
Coding region: 613-2850 (745 amino acids)
Molecular function (GO): protein binding
Source: RefSeq, a predicted model, not a curated record
GGCUUUGCCAUCCCAGAUAACGGCAGGCAUGGGACUCCCCAGAGAAAUGGGAUGGGAAGGCGGGAGGUGGAGAGAGGCUUCCAGGUGACUUUUUCCUCUCCGCCUGCACUCGGUCACGGAGCUCUAAGAGACUGAGGAGGUGCCACCUGCCUCCCGCUGCGGCUGCUGCCGCCGCCGCUCCUCUCCGAGCUCUAGCUCGCUCCCCCGUUAAUCAGAUUAGCGCGUCCUAGCAGCCUCCCUCACCCGCUCUUCCCUCGCAAGUGUCCGUCUCCCCUGAGAGAUGUCUCUCAAUUCUGCCUCUCUCUCCUCCCCUUUCCACUGAUCACCGUGCAGUCCUCGUCAGCUCUGGGCAUCUCACCCUCUGUCUUUCUCCCUUUCCUGCUGGGUGUCUCUACCUCCUCUUGGCUCUGUGCAUCGCUCCAUCCAUCCUCCCUCUCUCUCCGCACUGGGGUGUGCGCGCAUCUCUCUCCGCCCGGCGGCUGCCACCCCUCGCCCUACAAGCCCAGCGCUGCCCGGAGGAGCCGCCGCUGCCGCCGCUGCCGCCGCCGGGCCCUGCCUGGCCGCCGUGAGUGCCGCCUCAGCCCGCGCCCGUCCCCCGCCCGCCGCGGCACCAUGUCCGGCUCCGGCAGGAAAGACUUCGACGUGAAGCACAUCCUGCGCCUCCGCUGGAAACUGUUCAGCCACCCCUCGCCGGCGGGCGGCCCGGCGGGGGGAGGCUGCCUGCCGCCCGACAGCAGCUUCGAGCACUGGGGACCGAGCCAGAGCCGCCUGCUGAAGAGCCAGGAGAGAGGCAACGGCGUCUUCUGGAAGAAAUCCGCCUCCUCCGCCUCCUCCUCGGCGGCCACCACAGCCAGCGCGCCCAACGGGACGCUGCUGCCCGCCGGCGGCCGGCCGGCCGCGGGGCACGGCCCGGGACCGCCGCCGCCCCGCACCGUCUUCUACGUGGAGUCCCUGGAGGAGGAGGAGGAGGAGGCGGUGCCCGGCGGGAUGGAGGUGGCCCGCGAGCCCGAGAAGCCCCUGGCGCCGGCGGAGCGGGAGGAGUCGCCGGGGGGCUGCGCCGAUGGAGGCAGCCGGGCAACAGGUGACGGAGGCGGGCACAGACUGUCAGGAGCCAGCCACCCCUUGCCACCCCACUGUGACAUGGAUUCCUGCAGCUCCGAGGAAUUCUACCAGGCUGUUCACCAUGCAGAACAAACCUUCAGGAAAAUGGAGAGCUACCUGAAGCAGCAGCAGCUCUGUGAUGUUAUCCUGAUUGCUGGGGACCGCAAGAUACCUGCACACAGACUUGUCCUCAGUUCUGUCUCUGACUACUUUGCUGCCAUGUUUACAAGUGAUGUUUGUGAAGCCAAGCAAGAAGAGAUCAAAAUGGAAGGCAUAGACCCCAAUGCGCUGUGGGACCUUGUUCAGUUUGCAUAUACAGGCUGCCUGGAAUUAAAAGAAGACACCAUUGAAAACCUUCUGGCAGCUGCCUGCCUUCUCCAGCUCCCCCAAGUAGUGGAGGUUUGCUGCCAUUUUCUAAUGAAGCUUUUGCACCCAUCCAACUGCUUGGGAAUACGAGCGUUUGCUGAUGCACAAGGGUGCACAGAGCUUAUGAAGGUGGCUCACAACUACACCAUGGAGAAUAUAAUGGAAGUUAUAAGAAAUCAAGAAUUUUUACUUCUACCUGCUGAAGAACUCCAUAAACUUCUUGCCAGUGAUGAUGUGAAUGUUCCUGAUGAAGAGACCAUUUUCCAUGCCUUAAUGAUGUGGGUGAAAUAUGAUAUGCAGAGGCGAUGCAAUGACCUAAGUAUGCUGCUUGCUUAUAUCAGAUUACCACUCCUUCCACCUCAGAUAUUGGCUGACCUGGAAAAUCAUGCACUUUUUAAGGAUGACCUAGAAUGUCAGAAGCUUAUUCUGGAAGCCAUGAAAUAUCAUCUUUUACCAGAAAGAAGAACUCUCAUGCAAAGUCCAAGAACUAAGCCUAGAAAAUCUACAGUUGGAACACUUUAUGCUGUUGGAGGAAUGGAUAACAACAAAGGAGCUACAACUAUUGAAAAGUAUGAUCUCAGAACAAACAUAUGGAUUCAGGCUGGAGUAAUGAAUGGCAGGAGGCUUCAGUUUGGUGUUGCUGUCAUCGAUGACAAGCUGUUUGUCAUUGGAGGCCGGGAUGGUUUGAAGACAUUAAACACUGUUGAGUGUUACAAUCCAAAGACCAAGGCUUGGACUGUGUUACCACCUAUGUCAACACAUAGGCAUGGCUUAGGAGUUACAGUGCUUGAAGGGCCUAUUUAUGCGGUGGGAGGACAUGAUGGUUGGAGUUAUUUGAACACAGUUGAGAGGUGGGACCCUCAAAGUCAGCAGUGGACAUUUGUGGCAAGUAUGUCAAUUGCCAGAAGCACUGUUGGAGUAGCAGCAUUAAAUGGCAAGUUAUAUUCGGUUGGAGGUCGGGAUGGAAGUUCAUGUUUGAGUUCAAUGGAAUAUUAUGAUCCUCACACAAAUAAAUGGAAUAUGUGUGCUCCUAUGUGCAAGAGAAGAGGAGGUGUAGGAGUGGCUACCUGUGAUGGCUUUCUUUAUGCAGUUGGAGGUCACGAUGCUCCUGCUUCUAAUCACUGCUCUCGACUGCUGGACUAUGUGGAAAGGUAUGACCCAAAAACUGAUACAUGGACAAUGGUGGCUCCACUGAGUAUGCCUCGAGAUGCUGUUGGUGUUUGUCUCCUUGGUGACAAAUUAUAUGCAGUAGGUGGCUACGAUGGUCAAUCAUACCUGAACACGAUGGAAGCAUAUGAUCCUCAAACUAAUGAGUGGACACAGAUGGCGUCCUUAAAUAUUGGAAGGGCUGGUGCCUGUGUUGUAGUCAUCAAACAACCGUGACUUUGUCAGCCCUGCUUAGGAUUUUACUGACUGUGAAAUGAUUAUUUUUCUACGAGACAAAGAGAAUGAUAACUUCACAAGAACAAGGAUCUACACAGUGAAUACACUGUUGAUCGCAAACUUGAAGAACUUUGGAAGUGACAAAGAUUAAGUAUUUAUGCCCUAUAAAAUCAUAAAACCGUUCACAGUCAGUGAACAAGGAAAAAGCCCCCAGAGUAUUGUAGGCGUAAAUAUGUGAAUGUAGAGUAGUAAGUUCAGGUAUUGUUCUCAUGAAUGCAUCCUUGAGAACUGGAUAAUCAUGGGAAACCUGCACAAAGAGUGGAAAGGAAUAUGAGAACAGUUUUCAUGGCUGCAAGAGAACUGCAGAAACAUGAAAGCUUAUUUAAUCAAUUUUUAAUUGUGUUUUUUAAAAGAGAAAAGUGGGUAGUAAUAUAAUUUUUUUUGCUGUUCAAGUCUUGUCUUCAAAUGGGUUAUGGUCUUCUCAUUUAAAUGAGCAGUUUGACUUUACUGAAAGGAAGAGCUCAAAUGGUCUGGAUAUUCAUAGUGACUGAGCUGUGACUCUAAAGCAGGAAGAAACACAAAACUAAAAGUAGACUUUUUUGUAACUUCAGGUUGUACAUCCUCACCUGUAUUAAUGCAUCUUAUAAAUUAGUCUGUUGAGGGGGAAGCCUGCGUGUUUAAUCAAGUAAUAUAAAGCAGUCCUGUGCCUGCACUGGGGCUUUGUUGCAAAUAUGGGAGUCAAAGAAACAGUUACCUAAUUAUUUUUUAAUCUCAUAUUCAAUUUAAGCAUGUGGGCUCUAACCUCAUUGUUUAAUGCAUCUACUGCAUGUUGGAAGCUCAUGACAAGCUGGAGAAUUGAUCCCCUUAUUUUGCUGCAUCACGUUAAUGGAUGAACCAUGAUAAGAACAGUCUAUAGAGACUCUUCUAACAUUUCAAAAGGGAGAAAAUUCCUACAUUUUAUUUCUUUCUGAUGCUUGUACAUACACGAUUUUGCCUACUUAGAGCUGCAAAUUUAUUACUUUCCACUUGUGACUGAGAAUAACUGCAAGCCAGGAAAUCAGAAUAAAUGCAAGUGGAAUAAGGAAAAUUAGACAAUUUGAUCUAAUAAAUUUCAUAUGGUAAAUAUACUAUUGUCAUCUGUGCUUCCCUUUAGGGUUGAUAAUUUCUGCCAGUAAUGAUAGCUUGAGCUUUUGAUUUGGCAGUAGAUUUGGUGCUGAUGCUUUCUGUCUGCUCAGCUGAAUCAGUUAGAACCUAAGGGCACUACUGGAAUAUGAAAUUCUGCUACUUAGGGAUGCACAGUUUCUGGGAAUAGGGCACCAAAUAUACUUCUCUAAAGCCUUGCUGAUCCUAUAGAAAACAAUUUAUGGCCCAAAAGCCAAAACUUCACAAACCUCUGUCACUAGCAAUUUUGAGAAGGAAUUCUGGUCGCACUAAAAUGAGUUUUCUUAGGGGAAACCUCUGCAAUCAUUUGAGAUGAAAAAAUAUGUAGAACUUCCAUCUUGAGACAUUUGAUUUGAAGGUGUGUCUUUCCUUCUAACUGCAUCAGUAUGCAUGGAGGUCCUUGUUUACUGACGUAAGUUGAAUUGCAAUUGUGAAGCCUAAGUAUAUGGAUUUUAAUCUUUUAAAUAUUUCUCUGUCCUAAUUUGGAAUCAGCUGAAAACACUUCAACAUUAAUUUUCCACAGCCAGUUGCCUUUUGAAUUGCAAUUAGUCUUUCACAGACAAACAUAUGAAUUUUUCUCCAACUACAACAAGCUGUUGAAUAGAAAUGUUACCUCUCUAAAGAUUUUGCUUCACAUAAGCACAAGUUUUGGCGACCAAAUGAAGAAGAUUCUAAAAUUAUAACUGUAAUUUAAUAUGGAUAUUGGCAUUCAGAACUCCUACAGAGAUAGCUAAAGAACGUAGAAAUUGAAUUUUAAUUCUAUUCCCAGAACUUUCUUUUGAUUUCAUUAUAUUAAUAUAUAAUAGAAAUAUUAUCACUCUACCUGUACACCGAUCUUCAAAGGCGAAUUAUUCCUAUUAAUUUCAUUCUGUGCCAAAUUUGUUUAAAGUGCCUUGAUCAUUAUUUUCUUCCAUUUAUCCUCAUUUCAUUUUUGAUUCUCAGUUUCCUUUUCUACUUUUUCAAUUUGGUUUUAAUUUGCCAAAAGGAUUCUCAUGUGAAUUUUUUCAGUCUAUUCCACUUCUCAUAUUUUGAAACCAUAAAAUUUGUAUUUGUUUUAUUUUGAUUAUGUAAAAUCUAGCCACAAUAAGAAUCAAAAUUGGCUUUCAUAUUUAUACAAGUGUUACAAGUUUCUUCUAAAGAGAAUUUAUGAAAAAAUUUAAAUCUUUCUUCUUUACUAUUGUGUUUACUUUCACUGAAAAUAAUAAUAGUUUUACCUUUUCCUCAAAGAAAAUAUCUUUAAAUCCAAGUACUAUGUAAUUGUAGUCUUGUUUUCUGUGGUUCAUUAAAACCAUCUUACAUUUUCUCAUGUAUAAGUGUUAAAAUCACUUCUGAUGCACUGAAUUGUGCUAAACAAUGUUAAGUUUACUUAUUAAGAAAGCCGCUGUCUUUUCAAAAAACAGGUGAACUAGUUCAUCUACCAUUAUUUAUUUUCUCUCACAUGAUCUCUUUGAUUUCAAAGUAUGAAAAUCACAGGGAAAUCAGAGCUGCGACAAACAUUAAUUUUACUGAAAUCGAUGAACAAAUUCCUCAAAAUGUAGAUAUUUCCUAAAAAGCUGGAACCCUUGUAUAUCUAUAUAUCUGAACAUGUCAAUUAAUACCUAUUCUUUAGUGGAGCUUUUUAGUAUUGACACUACAUCCAAUUUCAUAGGAAAGUUUUACAUUGUUAUCAAAGUCACAAAUAAGCUAUGAAUAUUAUUUCAUUUCAUUUAGUUACAAUUGUUCAAUGAUUAUUUUAAUAUAUGUUCUUGCAAUCAAAAUACUGAUAUUGUUUAAAAAUCAGAAGUAAAUUUUUAAAAAUCAUUUUACAUAUAGAACAGACUUUUUAUUCAUAUCAAACUUGUCCAAUUAUUAAGACAAUAUUAGGAUGUUUUCAGGGAGUUGCUUGCCUCAUAAUUUUACUCUGUUAAGCUAACAUUACUUGAUGUAAGGGAAUGAUUUUAGCAUAGACAAAGGAUCAUUUCCUUGGAUACCAUUUUCUUCUAAAGAAACCUGCUAUCAAUUGACCAUUAUUUUGAAAAUACUUAAAAUAUAUUUAGAAAUAUAUAUUUAUUAUAUCUAUAAUCUUAUCUCUAUGUAUUAUUCAGAUAUUUUCAGUAUGUUUAGAAGGCCCAUAUAAACUCCCAUAAAUAUGAUUAUGUCUUAAACAUUUUCUAUUAUUUCAAUAAAAGUAACUCACAAAAGAAAUUUGAGUUAUGCAAGUUAUAUGCAAGUUUUAAUGGCUCAGACUUGAUGUCCAUGAGCAAAAACCAGAAAAGCUGUAAAUUGUGAUUAGGAAUGAAAUACACUUUUUCCACAAGAGAAUUUGCAUUCUGGAAAACUUUCCUUAUUAUUUUGCCCACAAUGAGCUGGGGAAAGAAAUGUGACCUAUGACCUAUGUUAUCUAUGAAUUUACAUUAGUUAUUUCAUGAAGAAUAAAUAGAGAAGGCAUUUCCACAAAGACUUCAUAAAAGCUCUUGUAACUUCUUUCAAAUAGCAGUAAUAGAUUCCAUCAUUUAAAUUCUAAAAUAUCAAAUUAUUGGAUUUUUUGCAUUUACUGUAUCAAAUAAAUGAGCAUACACUAGGCGAUGCAGGCUUACUUCCAGCUCAGAAUCUCAAUAUGUUAAAGUAACUCCAGAUAUAUUUCUUUAAAAACAGAUUAUCCAUGCAGUAUAUCUGUUCUAACUUAAAUGAGAAUGCAUAAAAUUUUCAGCAGAAUAAUUAUUCUUCAGCAUUAUUCUAAAUCCAGUGUAUAGCUGCUCAAAUUUGCAUAACCUUGCAAUUCAUUGCAAAUUCCCUCAUUAUAGUUCUGCUUCAUAGUUCAUGGGGACUGGGUACACUCUGGGACAGAGAAACCAGUGAAAAUCAUUAUAUCAGCAUAAGCUUGAUUUCCACAUGCAGGACUACAGCUGUCAGACAUUAAACCAUAAAGAAAAUUGCUAGCACAGGUAAGAAUUGUGGUGACAGGAACAAUACAGCUUCGAAUCACUGGCUAUUCACAUCUCCACCUUGGGGAAUUUGUGCAGCUGCCAAAUCCAUCACCUGCUAAGAGUUGCAAAAGUAUUCAAAGCUGAGGUGUAAGCUGCUUACACAUCUAUCACCCCAUACUUUCCUGGAUUUCCCAUGAUGAUUAAAAUAUGGACAAAAAUUUAAAAAAUGAUGAUAAUAAAUCCACUCUUGUAGAAGUCUAGUACUGCUCAGAAUUAGGUCUGUGAACCAGGUUCAUGUUCAGUGUUCUUUGCUCAGGUGGCCUAGGUUGUGUGUUGAGUCUGGUGACAUCUUUAGUGAACUCUUUCUAAUGUCCCCAAGAAAAGUGCUGUAAGAGGGCUGCCUUUGAUGGCUUCCAGGAAGAAAUGAUGUUUCAAAGGUGAGAGGUUUCCAUUAAAUAGAUGAGCAUUCAGUUUAGUCACCCCCACAUAAGUACCUGAUACCAUGUGAGAUGCCCAAAAUUAUCUAAGUCAUCCACACUGGGCUGGCACAUAUGACACAGAUGAAGUUAUGGAGUGGUAACAGGAGGUUGAAUGGGCUGUAAAGUAUCCCAGAUGAUAUUAGAUACCUUUUUGUAGGCAAAUAGAAUCCAUGAUCCCAUAUAUAUAUAUAUAUAU